This is a messenger RNA of Pogonomyrmex barbatus (red harvester ant), 698 nucleotides long. RefSeq lists its product as uncharacterized. NCBI's taxonomy places the organism in Eukaryota, Metazoa, Arthropoda, Insecta, Hymenoptera, Formicidae. The record is from RefSeq and is a predicted model, not a curated record.
CGUGUUUCGCGUGAUCGGUGGUCGCGGCUCUGUAUCCGGUCGAAAGGCAUACGGAUCGGGAAUUGUCGUACCCGCAUUAUACGACAGUGUUAAAUCUCCAAGACAUUACGUUUCCGAUGACGUUGAAUCAGAUUAAAAGGUUCGAACAUCUCAAUGACAUCUCAAUCAACGUCUACGGUAUCAAGGAAAAGGAGAUACUUCCGAUACGGUUGACAGAUAAGAAGAUGGAGAAACAUGCAAAUAUAUUGUACGUACAGAAUCCGCGCGACGACAACGCGGGGCACUUCGAAUACAUCAAAGACCUGUCCCGCCUUGUAAGCUCGCAAAUAAACAAAAAAGAACACAAGAAAUACUUUUGCGAUCGAUGUCUACAUUACUUCAGUUCGUCUGAAAAAUUGCAGUCAAAUACAACGGACUGCGAAAAGAAACAAUGCGCAAUCCGACUGCCGAGCGAGGACGACAAGUGGCUCGAAUUCAAGAACCACACAAAUAAGGAACGACUUCCUUUUGUCAUUUACACGGACUUGGAGUGCGUACUUGGAUGGCGAACGGAACCGGCAGAAAAAGAAGAGCGUCGUACACUUAUCAGCAGCACGAGAUAUUUAGUAUCGGAUACUACGUGCAAAGCUCAUACGACGAUGCGUUAUCGGUAUAUCGAUUUCGCGGCGAAGACUGCGUUGCGUUCGUUCGGCAAUUAG